This is a messenger RNA of Camarhynchus parvulus, 588 nucleotides long. Its product is annotated as vitelline membrane outer layer protein 1 homolog. The record is from RefSeq and is a predicted model, not a curated record. Lineage: Eukaryota; Metazoa; Chordata; Aves; Passeriformes; Thraupidae.
AUGGCUCUGUCCCCGCGCCUGGUGGCCCUGGUGGCCCUGGUGGCCUCGGUGGCCCUGGUGGCGCCCCCGGCGCGGGGCUGGGACAGCGACGCGCCCACGGCCACGCUGGCGGUGACAAACGGGGGACAGUGGGGACAAUGGGGGGACCCCGAGUUCUGCCCCGGGAGAGGCUACGCCAGAGGCUUCCAGCUCAAGGUGGAGCCCCACAAGGGAUUCUUUGGAGAUGACACGGGGCUGAACGGCGUCCGGCUGCUCUGUGACAAGGCGGGAGAGGUCACGUCCAGCGAGGGGCCCCGCGGCGCCUGGAGCCGGCCGGAGUCGUGUCCGCCCGGGCAGCGCCUGGUCUCCUUCCGGCUGCGCGUGGAGGAGCCCCGCGGGCUCUGGGACGACACGGCCGCCAACGCCAUGGCCGCCAUCUGCUCGGGGGCUCGCUGCUCGAGGGGCCGCGGCGGCCCAGGCGCCUGGGGCAACUGGAGCGUGCCCUGCCCGCCCGGCGCCGGGGUCUGCGGCCUGCACCGCCUGGAGCCCCCCCAGCGCGGCGGCGACGACACCGGCCUCAACGACGUCGAGCUCUACUGCUGCAGCUGA